GGACGCUCUGAUGAUGAUAAGGGCUGCGAUGCAACCGCCGGAUAAUACUUAUUCUCGAUGUCCACCUUCUUUUACUGGCACAUAAAGCUACUAGUCAAACUUCACCGCAUCGCACGGCGCUUGCUUGGACUAGACAUUUUCACCGCUUUGUAAGGUAUCCUGUAUCACUGCAUUCGGUGCUAAGCGGAGUUCUAUCAUUAGUAGAUCAGGAAGCUGUGCGCAUCGGAGAUACAUUUACCCGCCACCGGCGAUGCGCACCGCCGGCCCAUCCAACUGCAGCUAUCAGGCGGCAGAGGAUGUGCCAGUGCUUCUUUGGGCUUAUAAAGUGUCAUCUUCAACCUUCUUACACAGUCUUUCCUACUAGUGCGCUGCGUUCAAGUCGCAAGUUGCUACACGCGCUUCCCAGUCCACCAUCAGCGCCGCUGCAGUUCCUUCUGGCGCUUUAUCAAUCGCGGUUUUCCCUUACCCUCGAGUCCAGGAUGCUCCCCUCGUCUUCCCUUUGCACUAAAGCCUCCGCGAUGCACACAGCGGUGUCGCUACCUCUGCUCCAAUGUCCACCAUGUCAAGCACAUCCCGGCGGUGCAAGGAUAGCUGCCACCUACAAUUACGACCGCACAAUCCAUAACAGCAUCCCCAACAACCGCGUUCGCAUUAGUCAAAGCAUUGUCAACGACCUGCGCUGCCGGAGCUACAGUAGCUCCGGUCAUGGCAGCAGUAGCCACGUCAGAAGUCACACCCUUGCCCCACGGAGCAACCCUAGCUUCAACAGCCGAGACAUCUUCCGUACCGUCUGUUGCGUUACAAGCACAGCUGUCUGCAGCAGCAGCAGCACAGGGAGCAGUACCAGCUUCUCCACCAUCUCCACCACCGGCAGCAACACCAGCACCGAUGUAGGUCACACGAUUAGCGCCGCCGCCACCGACAGAAACAGCGACAGCAGCAGCACCGCCACCGACAGAAACAGCGACAGCAGCAGCACCGCCACCAACAGACACAGCGACAGCAGCAGCACCGCUAUAAGCAGCAGCAGUCACAGCGACAGCCGCACCAUUAGCGAUGCGGAGUGGGGCGAGGUGGUGGACCUGUUAGGGCGCAUGGCGGCCAACAAGCUGCGACCGGGGGUGGCAGCAGGCGGCGGUGGCUGGCGGGACGCCUUCGAGUACCUGCCUGUUCACUUGCAGCGCGCCGGCCUGACCCCCGAACGACUGGCGUCGCUCAACUUCAUUCAUGUGGCUGGAACCAAGGGGAAGGGCUCAACAUGUGCGAUGGUGGAGUCCAUUCUGCGGCGUUGCGGCUACCGUACGGGGCUCUACA
Astrephomene gubernaculifera is the source of this 1314-nucleotide messenger RNA. The record is from the annotation of a GenBank genome assembly. NCBI's taxonomy places the organism in Eukaryota, Viridiplantae, Chlorophyta, Chlorophyceae, Chlamydomonadales, Astrephomenaceae.